AUGAAUACAUGUGAAAGCCUGGGGGGAGGUAAUGGGGUGAAGGAGUUGAAUGUUAAGAAAGGAAGUGAUCAUGCUAAAGGAGAGUGCAAUAAAAAUGAGCAUGCCUCAAACGAGCAAGUGAUAAAUGAACAAGAUGAACAGAGCGAGAAGAGCGAAGGGAGUGGAAGAAGCGAAAGAAGUAGAAGUAGUGAUAGGAGCAAACGAAGCGAAAGAAGUAGAAGUAGUGAUAGGAGCAAACGAAGCGAAAGAAGCAUGAUAAACGAACAAAAUAGUAGGGGCCAGGCCUGCGAGGCGCGGACGAAGAAGCUACUGUUAGACGAUGAUGUUAACAUAAAUAAAAUCGUUGAGAAGAUGUCAAAGGAGGACCCACAAGCACUAACGAAGAUUUACAAUUUAAUGAAAAAUAAUAAUUGUUUGAACUUUUACCCAUUGUUGACACCAUAUCAUAAUAUAGAAAAAAUUGUCGAUAUAUUAAUAGAAGAAAAUUAUGAACACGAGAACACGUGGUGUGUACAUUUUGAUGCAUCUUUUAUUUCUCAGUUGCUCUAUGAAGGGUUCAUACCUGUAGCUAGUAAACAGAGAAUAUAUAGAGUAGAAAAUUAUGAAACGAUUAUAUAUAAAGAAUGUUUAUUAAUACCAAAGAUACACUACAUUAGAUCAUGUAUGCAUCCAAGUGAAAUACAUAUUUCUAAAAAAGCUAGAAAGAAAUGUAAACAUUUUUAUAUAACUGUAGACAAAGAUUUUGAUGGAGUUAUAGAAGGAAUCGUAGAAAAACAUGGCAAGAAUUGGCUUUACCCAUUCGUACAAAAAGAAUUUAAAAAAAUUUUUGAAAAAAAUAUUAUUUAUAAGAAUGUACAGAUGCAUUCUGUAGAGUUAUGGUUUGAAGAUAAAUUAGUAGCUGGAGAAAUUGGCAAUACUGUUGGGUCUGUAUAUACUAGUUUAACUGGUUUUCAAAGGAAAAGCUGUGCUGGCACAAUUCAGUUAUGUGCAUUAGCUAAGUUAUUAGAAUUCCAAAAUUUUCAAUUAUGGGAUCUCGGCAUGUUAUUACCAUAUAAAAAAGAAAUUGGAUCAAAAGAAAUACCAAUGAAAGAAUUUUUCAAUAAACAUAGAACGUUUAAACAUCAACAUGCAGAGUUCAAGGUGCCUUUUAAGGAUAAGCUUAAUUGCAGUGUACUUAUUAAAGGAAUCGGUAUGGACGAAAUAGCGAAAGAUGACGGAGGGUCCAAGUAG
Plasmodium malariae is the source of this 1230-nucleotide messenger RNA. Its product is annotated as Leu/Phe-tRNA protein transferase, putative. Lineage: Eukaryota; Apicomplexa; Aconoidasida; Haemosporida; Plasmodiidae. Gene Ontology annotation, molecular function: leucyl-tRNA--protein transferase activity. Gene Ontology annotation, cellular component: cytoplasm. The transcript has a single exon. Gene Ontology annotation, biological process: protein catabolic process. Bases 1 to 1230 code for a protein of 409 amino acids. The record is from RefSeq and is a predicted model, not a curated record.